Prorocentrum cordatum is the source of this 786-nucleotide messenger RNA. NCBI's taxonomy places the organism in Eukaryota, Dinophyceae, Prorocentrales, Prorocentraceae. The record is from the annotation of a GenBank genome assembly.
GCGCUGGGACGAGAGCGCCAUUCUGAACGACGAAGGCACAGCGCCGAUUCCAAAACGAGGCCCACGCUGCAGCGGGAGCACCAUUUUGAAACACCGAACAGUCGGAUCGCACAAACACAUGAGAAGCAUCACCUGUUGAUAUCCUGCGUGACAAAACGGUGUGGACCCGCUGGCGACGCCAGAGUUUCCGGGUCCCCCUCCUGCUCCUGAUGUUGCCAGUGUUGCUGCCCCAUCUCGGAGGCAACGUGGUGUCCCUCCACAAGAAGUACAACUGCAUUGACUACUCAGCCGACUGGCGGUGCCCGCUGUCCUGCGGGAACGACACCGUGAUCGCCCAUUUCACGGGAACGCCCAAGCCCACCAGGCAGAGCCCGAUCAAUCUGGAGUGGGUGCGCUCUCUGAACGGGAGUGCCCGCUGUGUCCACACCAAUCGCGGCUGCUGCGGCUUUUGGCCGCAGUUCUUCUGCGACAUGAAGAGGAGCCUCCCACAGCUGAGCGUCCGCUUGCAGCACUCGCUGAACGAGACUGGCGACUGCCUAGUUGAGGGGACGGCGCUGUAGGCUUGCACCCGACUCGAUCCAGAGUUCAAAUGGAUUUGCACCCAGGUCCGAUCUUGUAUGCUUAGAGUCCGAGCAGGGUUACCUGCUGUGGGCACGUGUUGCCCGCGUCUCACCAGGCUUGUCAAUAAUUGUUUGCUCGCCUGCUAAGACACGCCUGAACUCCCAGGGCCCAUUCUCCAGCAGCUCAGCCAAGGAACCCUGGAGUCGAAGGAGCCGAGGAAAAAGG